This is a messenger RNA of Saccoglossus kowalevskii, 387 nucleotides long. Its product is annotated as THO complex subunit 2-like. Gene Ontology annotation, biological process: mRNA export from nucleus; mRNA processing. Gene Ontology annotation, cellular component: THO complex part of transcription export complex. NCBI's taxonomy places the organism in Eukaryota, Metazoa, Hemichordata, Enteropneusta, Harrimaniidae. The record is from RefSeq and is a predicted model, not a curated record. Gene Ontology annotation, molecular function: mRNA binding.
UCGAAAUCCGGGUACUUAGUCCGUGUUUGCAAGAUGGCGGCUCUGUGUGUUACCGCAGACAGCUGCAGAAAUUGGGAGAAACGCGGCAAGCACGAUUUCAUCGAUUUGUGUCGCCGUUUUCUUCACCACGAACCUGAUGGGAUAUUCAGUGCAGAUACUAAAGAUUUAAAACGUGCCUUAUUUGAACUGGCAUGGCAUGAGGUGGAAGGUAAUUUGAAGCAGGAGCAAGCUGUUGCAGUAUUGACAGAAGUCUCAGGUCUAAGGUCUGAUGUCUCAUCGGUGAUUGCUGACGUCUUAAAUGUUAUUGACAUCAAGACAUCAGCUAUUGAUGAUAAACCAGAGAGAGCUCAAAGAGAAAAAUUCCUAUCUCUUCUAACAAGUUGUAUG